UUAGGGUUAGGGUUAGGGUUAGGGAUUCGCCUGCCCAUGAGGGCAAAGCUCUCCUUCGUCCCCUUUUUUCGUUCUUCCUCAUGAUCUCCUCCUCGCUUUCCCCUUUCCCUUCCUCCAUGGCCUCCUCCUCCUCCUCUCCUCCGCCCUCCCCCUCCGACCCAGACUACCCCGCCGCUUGGUACGGCAACAUCCAGUACCUUCUCAAUAUCUCCGCUGCCGGCGCCGCCUCCUGCCUCCUCCUCUUCCUCUUCGUCAAGCUCCGCAGCGACCAUCGCCGCUUCCCCGGCCCCUCCGCCCUUGCUGCCAAGCUCCUCGCCGUCUACCACUCCACCGCCGCCCAGAUCGCCCUCCACUGCGGCGCCGACGCCGCCCAGUUCCUCGUCAUCGAGCGCGCCAGCUUCGCCGUCCUCCUCGCCGUCGCCUUCGUUGCCCUCGCUGCCGCCCUCCCUCUCAACCUCUGCGCCGGCUCCGCCCCUCUCGCCGACCAGUUCGCCCGUACCACCAUCAGCCACAUACCCCGCGGCUCGUCCCUCCUCUGGGUCCACUUCCUCCUUAUGGUCCUCAUCGCUGUCCUUGCCCACUUCGGCAUCUCCAAGAUGGAGGACGACCUCCGGAUCACCCGCUUCCGGGAUGGGAAUGGUAACCCUAGCGAUUCCAAUGCCAAUUCCGUCGCAAUUUUCACCGUCAUGGUUCAGGGGAUACCCAAAAAUCUUGCUGCCGAUAAGGCCCCGCUGGAGGAGUACUUCCAGCACAGAUAUCCCGGCAAGGUCUACAGGGUCAUCGUGCCAUUCGAUCUCUGCUCCCUGGAGUACCUUGCAUCCAAGUGGAUAAAGGUCCAGAACGACAUAUCUUGGUUGGAAGCUCGGAUGGAUGCGCGAAACCUCGUUGAUGGUGGUGAUGGUGCCGGUGAUCUUGGAGAGCACUGGCUUUGGAGGAGAGCGAAAGAGAUAUGGGACGAUAUUGCCACAAAAUUGGGUUUUACUGAUGAGGAGAGGUUGAGAAAGCUGUAUAAUUUGAGGUUGUUAUUGGAGAGUAAGCUGUCAGAAUACAGGGAAGGGCGUGCGCAGGGUGCUGGGAUUGCUUUUGUGAUCUUUAAAGAUGUUUACACCACCAACAAGGCCGUGAGGGACUUCAAGAGUGAAAGGAAGAAGAGGCCCAUAGGGAGGUUCUUCCCUCUGAUGGAGCUUCAGCUUGGGCGGAGCCGAUGGAGGGUGGAGCGGGCCCCUCCGGCAGCUGACAUCUACUGGAACCACUUGGGCUUGAACAAACUCUCAUUACGGUUUCGACGGGUGGCUGUAAACACUUGCCUUCUUCUACUGCUGCUGUUCUGCAGUUCACCUCUCGCGAUCAUCAGCGCAAUGAAGAGUGCUGCACGGAUCAUUAAUGCAGAAGCUAUGGAUAAUGCUCAGCAUUGGCUGACUUGGCUUCAGGGCUCGAGCUGGUUUGCGGCUGUAAUUCUCCAGUUCCUGCCUAAUGUCCUUAUAUUUGUGAGCAUGUACAUUAUUAUCCCAUCUGUGCUAUCUUACCUUUCCAAGUUUGAAUGCCAUAUCACGGUAUCAGGGGAGCAAAGAGCUUCAUUACUAAAGAUGGUUUGCUUCUUUCUGGUAAAUCUCAUCCUUCUGCGAGCUCUGGUCGAGUCAUCACUUGAGGGUGCUAUAUUACAGAUGGGGAGGUGUUACUUGGAUGGCGAAGACUGUAAACGGAUAGAACAGUACAUGAGUGCUUCUUUCCUAUCCAGAUCAUGCCUCUCAUCUCUUGCAUUUCUAAUCACAAGCACCUUUUUAGGGAUUUCAUUUGAUCUGUUGGCUCCGAUACCGUGGAUAAAAAAUAUGUUAAAGAAGUUUCGGAAAAAUGACAUGAUACAGUUGGUUCCAGAACAGACUGAGGAUUACCCUUUGGAGCAGAACAAUGAAGAAAAUAAUCUACGGAUGCCUCUCGUAUCUGAGAGAGAAGACAGCUCCGAUUUGAAUGGUGUGGAAGCACAUGAUCUGUCAAUAUACCCGAUAAGCCGGAGCUUCCAUGCUCCAAAGCAGACAUUUGACUUUGCGCAAUACUAUGCAUUUAACCUCACAAUAUUCGCGCUCACCAUGAUCUAUUCUCUGUUUGCUCCACUUGUGGUUCCUGUGGGUGCUAUUUACUUUGGUUAUCGGUAUGUAGUGGACAAGUACAACUUCUUGUUCGUGUACAGAGUUCGAGGCUUCCCUGCUGGUAAUGAUGGGAAGCUAAUGGACAGGGUGUUGUGCAUCAUGCAUUUCUGUGUGGUCUUGUUUCUUCUGUCAAUGCUAUUGUACUUCUCAGUAAAGGGUGACCCUACGAAGCUGCAGGCCAUUUUCACUCUUGGGUUGUUAUUGUUUUAUAAAGUGUUCCCUUCCAGAACUGACGUGCUGCAGCCAUCAAUUUUGGAAGGAAUGCAAACUGUUGAUAAUUUUGUAGAUGGCCCAACUGAUUAUGAGGUUUUCUCAAAACCUGACAUUGAUUGGAAUAUAUAUCAAUCAUGAUGAGGACUUCAAACUUCAUAUUUAUGCUUGUUGACAUUGUUGGGCAGUGGACAUGUUUAUUAGUGUGUAACUAGUUGUAUUAUGUGGUGGUUUAUAAUAUUUGGUUUCUAGAAUGCAGGCAUUCUUUUAUACAA
Molecule: messenger RNA, 2632 nt
Organism: Elaeis guineensis (African oil palm)
Lineage: Eukaryota; Viridiplantae; Streptophyta; Magnoliopsida; Arecales; Arecaceae
Product: CSC1-like protein At4g35870
Cellular component (GO): plasma membrane
Molecular function (GO): calcium-activated cation channel activity
Source: RefSeq, a predicted model, not a curated record